This is a messenger RNA of Apaloderma vittatum (bar-tailed trogon), 2102 nucleotides long. RefSeq names its product receptor-type tyrosine-protein phosphatase S. Lineage: Eukaryota; Metazoa; Chordata; Aves; Trogoniformes; Trogonidae. The record is from RefSeq and is a predicted model, not a curated record. The coding region runs from base 51 to 1799 and encodes 582 amino acids. Gene Ontology annotation, molecular function: protein tyrosine phosphatase activity. Gene Ontology annotation, biological process: protein dephosphorylation. The transcript has 13 exons.
AUUCUGGUCUGAGCAGCCCUCUCAGUGACCCUGAGUUUGACUUUGAAAGUAUGCUCAGCCACCCACCAAUCCCCGUUUCCGAGCUGGCUGAACACACAGAGCAUCUCAAAGCUAAUGAUAACCUGAAAUUGUCCCAAGAGUAUGAGUCCAUUGACCCCGGGCAGCAGUUCACCUGGGAGCACUCCAACCUCGAAGUGAACAAGCCCAAAAACCGUUACGCGAACGUGAUCGCCUACGACCACUCGCGCGUCAUCCUGCUGCCCAUCGAAGGAAUUGUGGGCAGCGAUUACAUCAACGCCAACUACAUCGAUGGCUACCGGAAGCAGAAUGCCUACAUCGCCACGCAGGGGCCGCUGCCAGAGACCUUUGGAGACUUUUGGAGGAUGGUGUGGGAGCAGCGUUCAGCUACUAUUGUUAUGAUGACUAAACUGGAGGAGAAAUCACGGAUAAAGUGUGACCAGUACUGGCCGGGCCGAGGUACAGACACGUACGGGAUGAUUCAAGUGACGUUACUCGAUACCAUUGAAUUGGCCACGUUCUGCGUUCGAACGUUCUCUCUUCACAAGAACGGUUCCAGCGAGAAGCGGGAGGUCCGCCAGUUCCAGUUCACAGCGUGGCCUGACCACGGCGUGCCCGAGUACCCCACCCCGUUCCUGGCUUUUCUGAGACGGGUGAAAACCUGCAACCCCCCCGAUGCCGGUCCCAUCGUGGUGCACUGCAGCGCGGGCGUUGGGCGCACCGGCUGCUUCAUCGUGAUCGACGCCAUGCUCGAGAGGAUAAAACACGAGAAGACGGUGGACAUUUACGGGCACGUCACCCUCAUGAGGUCACAGCGCAACUACAUGGUACAGACAGAAGACCAGUACAGCUUUAUACACGAUGCCUUGCUUGAGGCUGUCGCUUGCGGCAACACCGAGGUCCCGGCCAGGAAUCUUUACACCUACAUCCAGAAACUGGCACAGAUCGAGGUCGGGGAGCACGUGACGGGCAUGGAGCUGGAGUUCAAGCGCCUCGCCAACUCCAAAGCCCACACCUCCAGGUUCAUCAGCGCCAACCUGCCAUGCAACAAGUUCAAGAAUCGCCUUGUCAACAUCAUGCCCUACGAGACCACGCGGGUCUGCCUCCAGCCCAUCCGAGGAGUGGAAGGCUCAGACUACAUCAACGCCAGCUUCAUCGAUGGCUACAGGCAGCAGAAGGCGUACAUCGCCACGCAGGGGCCGCUGGCAGAGACCACCGAAGAUUUCUGGCGGAUGCUGUGGGAGAACAACUCCACCAUUGUCGUGAUGUUGACCAAGCUCCGCGAGAUGGGGCGGGAAAAGUGCCAUCAGUACUGGCCAGCGGAGCGCUCUGCCCGGUACCAGUACUUUGUGGUGGAUCCCAUGGCUGAGUACAACAUGCCUCAGUACAUCCUGCGAGAAUUCAAGGUCACCGAUGCCAGGGAUGGUCAGUCACGAACUGUUCGGCAGUUCCAGUUCACCGACUGGCCGGAACAAGGCGUGCCAAAAUCAGGAGAAGGUUUUAUCGAUUUUAUCGGCCAGGUACAUAAGACCAAGGAACAGUUUGGCCAGGAUGGCCCCAUCUCUGUCCACUGCAGUGCUGGCGUGGGCAGGACUGGAGUGUUUAUCACGUUGAGUAUCGUCCUGGAAAGAAUGCGUUAUGAGGGUGUUGUAGAUAUUUUCCAGACAGUAAAGAUGCUGCGAACACAACGACCUGCUAUGGUGCAAACGGAGGAUGAAUACCAGUUCUGUUACCAGGCAGCUCUGGAGUAUCUGGGAAGUUUUGAUCACUAUGCAACAUAAAAAGCCAUCCGUUGUGCAGACUCUACCAACCACUUAAGUCCUGGAAGGCCUCUUUUGACCCAGGAGGAGCGCUUGAACUUAACAAAACUGAAUCAGAAGUACCUUUUCAUCCGGACAACGCCUUGGGGAGCAGGGGGGAAGGAUUGAAAGGAAAAAAAACCCCUUUGGGAACUCCACGUUGUAACCUGGCCCGAGAAAGAGGCAGCUCAGGAGAUGCUGAAGGACUGCUUUAAGUGGUGAACUGCUCUUGUUACCUCAAGUGGUGUUCGCUGUGGAGGACGUAUGGACAUCAUGAAACAGAUC